Molecule: messenger RNA, 1507 nt
Organism: Poecilia reticulata (guppy)
Lineage: Eukaryota; Metazoa; Chordata; Actinopteri; Cyprinodontiformes; Poeciliidae
Source: RefSeq, a predicted model, not a curated record
ACAGAGAAAGKGCUCACCAGGAUGCUYAAUGACUUUGUGGAGAAGGUACCAAAAGAAACGUUAUCACAGCUCAUGGAGGCUCUCAUGACUGCAAACAGCCUGAAGYCWUCAGAGAAGGAGACCAUCCUUCAGAACCACACCAGGGUCAACAUGGCCAGCUGCUUCGUUGACAUUGUGAUGGAGAAGGGAACAGACACCUCCAAGGAGCUGAUGAACWGUCUUCAAACCAUCAACCCUCACCUGUCCUCUGAGCUGCGCUCACCUUCUAACCCAGGUCACAAGUCUUUUAAACAUCUCUUCACUAGUAAGAAAACGAGGGAGAUGACAAAGGAACAAGAGGAAUGCUGGCGCCUGAUCUGCCCUCCAGGAGAUAAAGAUGCUGAUUUGAAGCGUUGGUUGAAGAAAACUCUGGAGGAUCUGAAGAACAGGGAAGUGAAGUACUUCCACUGGUACCUGCGGAUUGCAGACGAGACCAAAGACGGGUUCAAACCAAUCAAAAGGUACCGUCUGAAGCAUGCRGACAGACUGGACACGUUGGACCUGUUGGUGCAGAUGUACCCUGGAAAGGUGAAGGAGGUCACAGAGARGAUCCUGGAGAAGAUCAAAAUCAACACGGCGCAGCACUGGAUCCUGGAAAUGUUUGUGGACAUGGGGGACCAGGACCUUAAAUACUGCCAGAUGUUACUGCAGGGYGCCGACAAGCUGAAGCGCGCCUCCCUGAAGAGGGGUCCUCAGGCAGGGGGACARGAAGUGGACACCAUGAACCUGAUGAUGCAGAUGUACAACUCAGAGCAGAGAGAGAUGCUAGAGAGAGCUCUGAAUGAAAUCCAGGAGACUUCAGAACUGCCUGAAGCCGAGGACCAGGACAACCCAGCUUCUCCAACAGCUCUACGAGCAAAGAAAAUGAAGAGCAUGCUGCUUGACUUCAUCAAGAAAGUGUCCAAUAAAACCUUGGAGCAGCUGCUGAAGGAUCUGGUAGCGGACAAGGUGCUCACCGCGUCAGAGAGAAAAUCAGUGGUCGAGAAGAACCACACCAGAGUGAACAAGGCCAGCAGCCUGGUGGAGAUCCUGAAGGAGAAAGGAACAGAAGCCUGUCAGAAGAUGAUCAGUCAUGUUGAAACAACGGAUCCUCCACUUUAYGCCAAACUGGGUUCUUCCCAGAGCCCCAAUUUCCAACAAGAGCUGCUCCAGAUGCUAAGCUUCAACCUGAAGGAGGAUGAAGGACCAGAGGACGAGGAAGAGRACAAAUAAACAGGACAUGGGAUUGGUCAUGUUGAGGAGCAACUGAAGAUUCAACUUCCUGUUUCUAGAUUUAUAGACUUUGACAGUCUCCCGUUUUGUCCACCACUGCUCAGUUUUACACUUUGGACUGUUUCAGKUUCAUYAAAAACCUUUAACUACAAUAACAGCUGUUAUUUUCAGAUGUUUCCCUGCUUCUUUACUGAUGCUGUUAUAAGUCUGUUUAAUGAACUGAUAACAUUAAAUCUAUAUAUGUUUUAACAUGGCA